CUUCUCUCCGGCAUGGUAUUUGGGUCCAUAUCAUGUGUUUAUCUAAAGAUUGGAAAAUAAGAUGAGUUCUCAGAAGGGUAACGUAUCUCGGUCGCGAGGCCAGAAGCACCAAAACAGCACUGCCUACAAAAAUGAUAAGUACGGAGCGACUGUACAAGUGAAGAAGGCAAACUCAAAGAUCCAUGAUGGCCUCUGUCAACAUUGUAAGGGUGUUCUUGAGUGGAAAGUGAAGUACAACAAAUACAAGGCACUGACACAGCCCAAAAAAUGUGUCAAGUGCUCUCAGAAGACAGUGAAGGAUGCAUACCACAUUGUUUGUAAACCCUGUUCUCUUCAGCUUGAGAUCUGCUGCAAGUGUGGGAAGAAAGAGGACAUCAUUAUUCCAAUAAACAAAGGGGACGAUGAAGAGGAAGAGGAGGAUGUUAAACAGGUUAAGAAAGGAUGUGGACGAGGGAAGAAGGACUUGGAUGACUUGGACAGUGACGAUGAUUAUGAUGACGACGACUUAAGUGACCUCAAAGAUGAUGAUGAGGAUUUCCAAUGUGACUCAGAAACCAAGAAGGCGCAGAAAAAGUCUGAUGUGCUUCCAGAUGUAUCCAGAGUCAAAGUUAAAGACUAACGACAUUGAAACGACAGUGAGAGGGUUCUUUUGUACCAAGUGGACCUUUUUUUUUUUCUUUUGAAAAAAAUAUGUACAUAAAGCAAGUUCACAAAUCAAAGUACAGUGUAAGGUCUGAGAUGUGAUGAUACUCAGAUGAGCCGUAUAAUGUACUGCACAUUCACAAACCUAUUCACAAAUAAAACCAGCUGGAUAUAUACCGCACAUUUGAAUAGAAUGGAAUAAAGACAUGUACAUGGUGUGCAUUUAUUUAAAAUUUGUGUAUCUACGCAACCCAUUCUUCUCACAAUAAUUGAACUAAUAGAGGUGUUGAAGUGUCAGCAGCACUAAAAACAGAAGUUCAGGCUUUGCUAGAACAUCAGGAACUGGCUCUGUCUACAUUCAUGAAAGUUAUCAUGUUCAGUCUUUUUAAAACUGCUGUAGAGAGGUGCUGAUGUAACUUUGUAAUAAUAGAGGCUGUAAUUAGUGACACUUGAAUUGCAUCAUUAUGAUGAGAAGUGCUUGUCAUGUUUUGUUCACUGCAUAUUAUUGAGGGUUAACUACAUAUUAAAACACAUUUCAGUAUAA
Epinephelus lanceolatus (giant grouper) is the source of this 1186-nucleotide messenger RNA. It is a transcript of the gene c9h9orf85, whose product is annotated as chromosome 9 C9orf85 homolog. NCBI's taxonomy places the organism in Eukaryota, Metazoa, Chordata, Actinopteri, Perciformes, Serranidae. The record is from RefSeq and is a predicted model, not a curated record.